UUUAUAUCUCGAUUGCUGAACAUCAACAAAAAGAAUCCGAUAUUUUGCUCAGUUAAAAACUUAUUUCCCCCUUUCUUCAUUAUUAUGAAAUACAACGAUCACCCCCACAAGAAACUAGAAGUGCGACAGUCCAAUUUAAAGACGGAGAAUUGCGAUGGCUUUGGAUGGGAAUGGCGGGAAACUUUCCCUAGACUGUCUUCCCGAAGAUGUUCUGUUCGUCAUUUUGUCAUAUUGUGAUCUAUGGACGCUGCUCCGUCUAGCCCGGGUAAAUCGUACUCUAAACCAGAUGUCGAGCCAUGACUCCGUCUGGAUUAGGAUCGCACGACGAUGCGCUAAUAUCCGUCCUUCUGAUAAGAGGGCUGAUAACAGUUGGAAGGCGAUGUGCAGAGUCUCUGUUAACUGGAUGCGGGGCUACUGCAAGGAUCGAUGUUUACUUAGAUUCAAAUGCAACUAUAUGCCAUGUGUUCAGCUUGGCCGACCGCAUCAAAUACUGAUAUCCCUUGGCGCUGACAUUGUCAUCUAUAACAAAAGCAAGAAAAAGAACCAAGCAUAUCGGCAAAGAACCCUCUGUGGUCACACAGCUGAUGUAGCCAAGUUUGUGGUUUGUGAUGCAUACCUUCUAAGCUGUAGCAUGGAUAAGACAAUAAGGUUAUGGAACACCAAGACAUGGAGGUGUGAUGGGGUGCUAGUCGGCCAUGACAAUGGGGUUUACAGUGUUGACGGAUAUAGGGACACAGUGAUCUCUGGAGGAAGAGACGGAGUUGUUAAGGUAUGGUCAAAGCGAUCCAUGUCCUGUGUUAGGGAACUGGCUGUCCAUGAUCAUGUGUGGUGCGUGGGCUUCAAUCAGUCUUCAAGAAUUGCUUUGUGUGGUACAGCUGGACAUUCAACAGUUCAUGCUCCUUUACAGCUUUGGAGCCUCGAAAGUGGUAGUCUUGUAUCAGGCUUCAGGAUGGAAGAUAGAGGAAAAGGCAGAGGUAUUCUGUCAGUAAAGUGGGAGUCUCCAUCCACUUUCCUCUCAUGUGGCUAUGACACCACAGUUAGAUACUGGGAUACUAGAAUCAAUCCCAGCAAUGCCUGUGUGGUCAGUUGGGAUGACCCGCAUGACUCCACCGUGUACUGUCUUGACUCUGACAACAAAUGGAUGGUUGUGAGUGGAACCAGCAGAUAUGGAGUGGUGCGCGUGUGGGAUAAGCGAGUCCGCCGAAGUGUGAGGUCGUUCUACGCCGGUCGAACCUCCAGCAGUCCAGUCUAUUCAUUACGUUUCAACAGAACAACGCUGGUCGUCGCUCUCGCAAACGGACUUCGAACCUUAGAUUUCUCUGGUUAGAUUUUACACUUUGGGUGAAAUUACACAGAUGUUACGACGACCCCAGGCACCCAACCCUUACUUCCCAAGAUCUAGGGCGAAGAAAUUAUCUCUUAUUCAAAUGCUAGUGGUUACUAGGUAAAGGGCUCUGUGAGCUAACUCAUUCGUGUUUGCCUAAAAAAACAACCAACCGUCCCUUUGUUUUCCGUUGGCCACAGUUUAAUCGACAGGCCAACCUGAUCAAUUGUAUAUUUAGUCUUUUAAUUUUCUUUGGUCAACAGCGAAAAGUACGAUGGCGCACACACAAAAUUUCAGUUAGCGCUACCAAAUUAUUAUCUUAGCACGCGGAGAAAUACAACAUGUGUGCGCCAUUGCAAUAGCAUGAUGUUCUUAAAAAAGUGGGUGUUAUUUACCACGCCAAACAGGGUUUUUUUCUUUCUUUAUUUUUUGAAAAGAGAUAAAGACAUGCAAUAAUUUAUCAGAACCAUGAUCUGGAAAGUUUGAGAAAGAUAUUCCAAUAAAUAGCUUGAAAUAAAAGUUAAUAAAUAUUUGGGAAGACACUAGAA
This is a messenger RNA of Nematostella vectensis (starlet sea anemone), 1872 nucleotides long. Its product is annotated as F-box/WD repeat-containing protein 4. Bases 155 to 1327 code for a protein of 390 amino acids. The transcript has 9 exons. Gene Ontology annotation, molecular function: protein binding. Gene Ontology annotation, biological process: SCF-dependent proteasomal ubiquitin-dependent protein catabolic process. Gene Ontology annotation, cellular component: SCF ubiquitin ligase complex. The record is from RefSeq and is a predicted model, not a curated record. NCBI's taxonomy places the organism in Eukaryota, Metazoa, Cnidaria, Anthozoa, Actiniaria, Edwardsiidae.